AUGACUGACCAGAAAACUAGCCACCAGGAGGGAUCGCACCUCGUCGAGUUCGAAUAUGCUAACUUCGAUAAAAAUUUCAAAACGACCCGACUUUUGGGAAGUGGGGCCAGUGGGAGAGUAUUCUUGGGAGAAUUCUCCAACUUACCAGCCUGCGCCAAAGUUGGAGUACGCCAUGACGUCAACAACACCUUCAACAGGGAAAAAUAUAAUAACUUGCAGGUAAACGGUGCAGGUGGAUCCCCCGUCCUGCUGGGGUCAUGCACCGAUUACCCAGUUCUGAUCUUCUCACUCUGCCAGGGUCAGACAUUGGAUGAGGUGGUCGAGAAUCUAUUUGUUUUCUCCCCCACUAAAUCAAUAACCAUAUUUCUACCCAUCGCUGAAGCCCUAGCCGAGGUACACAGCCGGGGAAUCAUCCAUAACGAUAUCAAAGUGGAUAACGUUCUGCUGGAGAAGAACUUCGAUGGGUCCUACACCUCCCACUUUAUCGACUUUGGAUUAUCAAGAGUAGAAGGUGGCCACCUGACCUUACACAGCAAUCCUAACGACAGCCAUUACGCCCCGGAGUUGUUUAGGGGUCUCCCCUGCACCCCGGCAAGUGACAUCUACUCGCUCGGAGUUAUGAUCUCCGACGUCCAAAAUUGCUUUGAUAACCUCUGGCCGCCAGGGGUUAAACGCCUGUGCAAGCAGAUGCUCAGCCGCAACCCACAGCACCGCCCAAAUCUUUCUAAAGUGAUCGAAGUUUUGAGGGAAUCCCUUAAGGAGCUCUCCCUCGAGGUGCUCUCUUCCUCCAAGGCCGACCCCACCUACCAUGCAACUUGCGUCUAG
Messenger RNA from Homarus americanus (American lobster), 825 nucleotides. Its product is annotated as MAP kinase kinase MKK1/SSP32-like. NCBI's taxonomy places the organism in Eukaryota, Metazoa, Arthropoda, Malacostraca, Decapoda, Nephropidae. Gene Ontology annotation, cellular component: nucleus; cytoplasm. Gene Ontology annotation, molecular function: ATP binding; protein serine/threonine kinase activity. Gene Ontology annotation, biological process: mitotic DNA damage checkpoint signaling; protein phosphorylation. The transcript has a single exon. The record is from RefSeq and is a predicted model, not a curated record. Bases 1 to 825 code for a protein of 274 amino acids.